AUGACGUCCUCGGCUUUGACUACGCCCUCAGUUUGGGACGUGUCGUACAUCGAUGGUGCUGGUCUCGAGAGUGCCGAGGACCUCUUCAUCGUACUGAAGUCGGUUUUUCCACAAGGGAAUGUUGAGAUUACGAAGAAGGAUGAAAUCACAUUCCGUGUGAAGCUGCCCUACUGCAGUAAGAUCGCUUCGCUGAUGGCCAAGUUCGGCGACUACGGGGAUGCCAUCACCAUCAUAUCGGCGGGCGCAGAUUUGAGCGUCGAGCAGACCAGAAGGUUGGCGGCGGUGAAGGCAAACAUCCUGAAGCGCCGUCGCAUUGAUGAAAAUGCGGUGGAAGUAAAAAUUAUAAAAGUCCCUGGCCAUUCAGUUUUCGAAGAUCUGGUGACUAUCCCGAAAUACCAUUCGGACGGGCGCUCGGGCUUGGAUUUGCACGCCUACCUCCCCGGCCCACUCAAUCGUUUACGACUCUACCCGAACAGUUAUACACUGGUACCUACAGGGAUAGCAGUAGCCAUCCCAAAAGGCUAUGAGGGACAAAUACGUCCACGGACCGAUUUGGCCUUCUUAUACGGGAUCACCGUAAUGAACUCUCCGGGGACCAUCGACUCUGACUUCAGAGGUCAAAUCAUGGUGCUCCUUAUAAAUUUCAGUAACAAGAUGUAUGAGAUUGUAGAUAAUGAAAAAAUCGCACAACUCGUAGUGAGUAAAGUGAAUGAAGUACGUUGGUGUGUAAAAAAAACCAAACGGGUUAAAGGGUGGGACUCAACCGGUUCUGAUGGGGGCUCUGAUUUCCCCGAGGUUAAUUGGGACUCUGAACCACAAAUUGAUUCAAUUCCGGAUCCCGAAUCGGACCUUGACGAAGUUGUUGUUAUAGACUGA
Messenger RNA from Macrosteles quadrilineatus (aster leafhopper), 876 nucleotides. RefSeq names its product deoxyuridine 5'-triphosphate nucleotidohydrolase-like. Lineage: Eukaryota; Metazoa; Arthropoda; Insecta; Hemiptera; Cicadellidae. The record is from RefSeq and is a predicted model, not a curated record. The coding region runs from base 1 to 876 and encodes 291 amino acids. The transcript is spliced from 3 exons. Gene Ontology annotation, molecular function: dUTP diphosphatase activity; magnesium ion binding. Gene Ontology annotation, biological process: dUTP catabolic process; dUMP biosynthetic process.